GUUUAAGGGUGUAAAGUGAACCGGUGUUAGUCAGCGGCGACCGAAGCAACGCCAGCGCCCACGCCCACUGAUGGGCCCAAAAACAGGACGUUCCAACCAUUCACCGUCGCCUUCCGCGCCCGCCGCGCCAGAUGCACAGCGCGAUGCCUGUAACCGGUUCUCAACUCCAGGCCGCUGAGCCGCAGCGGAAACGCCGACGGAAGAUCUGGUCGUGUACCGAGUGCCGUCGAAGAAAGGUACAAUGCGAUCGGCUUUUCCCGGUGUGUGGCAGAUGCUCCAGGUCUGGCAACAGCGCUUGUUGUGUUUAUCUUGAUGAUGUGCCGACCACUUCCGCAACUGACCCCAGCCAGCUUAGCGAUGCGAACGACCUGGUUCGUGGUAGAUGCGGUGGGCCUGGUCAAUCCUCAUCGAGUCAAGGAGACCAAUUAACCUUGGAAAAACUGGCCGAGCGCGUACAUCGCCUGGAGUCUUCUCUGUCGCAAUAUAAAACUGCACUCGCUGAAGCAGUCCGUCCUCACGCACCCCUGGUAGUAGAUAAUAACUUUGAUACACAUUGCGGGACUCUGGCUCCGGAUGACAGAAGUUUGGACCCGCCCUUGAGAGGCAAGGGGUUUGCGACCAAGUUUAACGGCAGUACUCACACGAGUGCUCUGCUUAACCAAGUCCCCGGCCUUCGCCAGUUCACCAGGGAAGCUUUCGAUAAAUUCCCGGCGAUAGACCAAAUCCGCCGCGCCGUGCAUCAUUCGGAAACAUGGAACAACACAGCCAGUCCAGUGACUGUCGAGAGUCUGCGUGCCCUACUGCCACCGCGACCAGAGACAGAUGCGCUGGUCGAAGCGUAUUUGCAGACUUUCGAAUUCGUCUAUCACAUUCUGCACCUUCCUGAUUUCAAAAAGGAUUACAAAGACCUUUGGGAAGAGGGGGGCAGCCGGAAGCCACAUUUUGUUACUGUCGUGCUACUAAUUGUUGCUAUCGCAUUGUGCUUGACUUCAACUGCCGCAAGGGCACCGGGCUCUGAACGUCCACCAUCCCGCGACAGAGCCACACGUCUUAUCCAGGCCUGUGAGAAUUGGUUCCAAUUAAGACCCUUGCGAUAUGCCCAUUUGCUUGACUUUCAGGCGGGCUUUUUGCUUCUGCUUGCGCGGCAGCUGAACGGGCGCAGAUACAAGCAGACCUGGUCAAAUGCCGGGAAGCUUGUUCGAAAUUUCAUGAGUGCUGGCCUACAUCGCGAGGGCUCUAGCCUGGGAGGGGAUAUCUCAAGCCUGGAUAGGGAAUUGCGCCGACGAAUAUGGGCAGCCGCUGCCGAGUUUGAAUUGCAGGCAUCUCUUGAACAGGGAAUGACCCCCAUGCCCUGGAUGCAGCAGUCGGACAUCCUUCCACCGAAGAACAUUCCCGACGAAAGCUUUGAGGACUUGGUUGAUUUGUCGGAACUCACUCGUACUUUAAAUCCAUCGUGGUACUUGUCUACCUCAACACUGAGCCUUUCGUUUCGACAUUCGCUUACUAGUUUGCUAAACGACCCCCAUGCUGUUAUUUCAUUUUUGGACGUGAAAGAGCACACAGAACGAAUCAUUUCCUAUCUUUCUGCGGUACCUCCAUACAGUACCCUCAAAGCCGAGCCCAUAUCUGCUUUGCUCCGCAUCAACCUGCAACAAUAUCAGCUGGUGCUCCACCUAAGGCAGGCAACACAGUCAACCUCCCCUGCCGAAAGGGAUUUCUCUCUCAUGGUAAUGUGGAAUAGCGCCAGGGAAAUAAUUACAACGCACCGGGAACUGCUAGCCAACGCAAGUAACAUGCUAGAACUACUCUGCGGAGAUCAGUUCAGAGCUGCCUUGUCGCUCUGUUACGUCUACGUAGCAUGCAAGUCGAUGACGAACAUCACCUUUCUGACCCUGCCGGAUCAUGACUUCUUUCUGUUCAUGAGAGAUGCAACGACACUGAUUCAAAACAAAACACUUCGUUUCAGUGGUGACCAGAGACAGCUCUGGAUUACCACGGCAUCACAAGCUUUCAUGAAGGCCUUUAAUGAACCACAUAGGAGAGAUCACUUCUUGAAACUCGCGGUUGAGGAAUUCAUUGCAUCGUUUGACAACGAAAAGGAUAUUUCCUCGCAGCCUGCUAGCAAGACGACCACUGCAGAGAGUGCUCCUCUUACAGAAGCACCUUUGGAAAUCCAACCCCCCGAUGAUCCGAUUAUGGCACAGGAUAUUUUCCACGAUAGGUUGGAUUGGAGCGGUUGGGAAAUGGAUGGUUUGGAUACAUUGGACCUUGUAGACUUCCUUGAUUUCGAUUGAUCCUGACCGAAAGAAAUGGACAACGCACAUCAUUGCCUACUCAUCCAACGGUUUGAAUAUAACAACAUCAAUGAACGACCUGUAGCGCGUUUUACCCUAAAUUUGACGGGCCUUACCCUCGACUCGAUACUCUAUGCUAGGAAGAACAAUGUAAGAAGUAUGGAGCACUAGUACUAUUCUAAGAUACGCUUCUGUCAUAUGCCUCCAAAAUAAAGUUUUCCUUGUUCAACUCGGUUGAACUCGCGUGGUAGAGAGUGGGC
Messenger RNA from Aspergillus versicolor CBS 583.65, 2554 nucleotides. RefSeq lists its product as uncharacterized. Gene Ontology annotation, biological process: regulation of transcription by RNA polymerase II; DNA-templated transcription. NCBI's taxonomy places the organism in Eukaryota, Fungi, Ascomycota, Eurotiomycetes, Eurotiales, Aspergillaceae. Gene Ontology annotation, cellular component: nucleus. Gene Ontology annotation, molecular function: RNA polymerase II cis-regulatory region sequence-specific DNA binding; DNA-binding transcription activator activity, RNA polymerase II-specific; zinc ion binding. The record is from RefSeq and is a predicted model, not a curated record. The transcript has 3 exons. The coding region runs from base 132 to 2294 and encodes 720 amino acids.